AUGCUCUUUUCUUCACAGCAAAAUGAGCUUUUAGCCAAAGGCAGAUAUUCUGAAAUAUAUAGGUACUUAGACACAGACUCUUUAGAACUAUUUAUUAUCAAAAAACAUCCUCUUAUGUGUUUUGGAUUUAAGAAGGAAUGGAAUAUUCGUGAGUUAGAAGCCUUUUCUAAAAUAUAUGAAGAUCCUAAUUUUCUACACCCAAAUAUAAUUAAAUUUUAUGGAUAUGAAGAAGAUCAAGAAGAUGGAUACUUUAAAUUAGAGUAUAUUAAUGGAUAUGAUUUAAAUAGAAUUAUCAACGAAUCGAAAUCAAAUAAGGCAGAGAAGCAUGUAAAUGAAGAUACUAUUCUUUUUUAUAUUUUAGAAAUAAUAAAAGGUCUUGAGUUUCUUCAUAGUAAAGGAAUUUAUCAUUGUGAUCUUAAACCAGAAAAUAUUGUUAUAUCAAAAAAUGUAGUAAAAAUAGUUGAUUUCGGGUCGUGUAUAAUUAGCAAAAAGAAAGUAAUUAAUGUGAAAAGUGAAGAAUUUUUGGGAACAGCUGGUUAUCUUCCUCCACAAAUAGCUGAUUAUUCAUAUAAAGGAGAUAUUGAUUUAGAACAUGUAGAUUUAUUUGGAUUGGGUGCUACGAUUUAUUUUUGUUAUACAAAACGUAAACCUUUUAUUGGAGAUUCUUUAUCUGAAACAUUGCAUAAUGUUAAGAAAAUGUAUUUUGAUUUAGAUUACAUUCAAAAUGAAAAUAUUAAAGAUAUUGUUAAAAAGAUAUUUUAUCAGGAAAAAGGUUAUAAUUUACAAAAAGUAACUGAAGCACUAGUGGAACACAAAAAGAUGUUGUAA
Vairimorpha ceranae is the source of this 828-nucleotide messenger RNA. Its product is annotated as kinase family protein with arm repeat domain isoform 1. Gene Ontology annotation, cellular component: autophagosome; cytoplasm. Bases 1 to 828 code for a protein of 275 amino acids. Gene Ontology annotation, molecular function: ATP binding; protein serine/threonine kinase activity. Lineage: Eukaryota; Fungi; Microsporidia; Nosematidae. The record is from RefSeq and is a predicted model, not a curated record. Gene Ontology annotation, biological process: autophagy; peptidyl-serine phosphorylation; protein autophosphorylation. The transcript has a single exon.